Molecule: messenger RNA, 3437 nt
Organism: Cydia fagiglandana
Lineage: Eukaryota; Metazoa; Arthropoda; Insecta; Lepidoptera; Tortricidae
Exons: 19
Coding region: 229-3408 (1059 amino acids)
Source: RefSeq, a predicted model, not a curated record
UCUCAGUCGAGUUGAGACGCGGCCGCGUACGCGUCACUGAUUUAAAAAGUCAGCGUUCUAAGUUUAAAAAUUUAAAACAAUUCCAACAGUUUUUAGCAAGUUUUAGGUUAUGAUUCGAAAAGUGAAUGUGAGUUAUAGUGGUUCGUUUUACAAAAUGGAGUUUUAAAACAGUUUUUCAGUCAUAAACUGUUUCGAAACAGGAUUUUCGUGAGAUAAUUUAAUGCCGCGAUGUCGCUGCCGGACGUGACGUCAGCGCGCAGCUCGCCGACGCCCCCAUGCCCCGAGUGCGACACUAGCGCUUCCGUCACUUCCGAUUUGCACAAGUACCAGGUGGCCUGCACAUGCAAGCCUUCAGCCGCGUACGCAAGAGCGGACGACCCCGGCCCCCCGCCGCCCGCCAAGCCGGACACCCCACCAGCGCUACCACCGCGACCACCGACGAACCUACUCACUGGUAGAAGAAACAAUGCGGCCGUCAACUGCGCCACCACCGCCCCCUGCCGGCGCCACAAGUACGCGUGGUGGUGCGUCGGCUGCGGAGCCCUAGCCGCCGCCCUUGGGGGCCUGCUGGCGUUGCAGCACAUCAUAGUGCGAGUGUACACCGCGUCCCCGCAGCAUCUUGAAACUGUGCCCGCCGCGGUACCGGCCGCUAUGCUGGUGUUAACCGGUGUGUGUAUAAUGAGUCUCGCCCGCCGCCGCAACCGAUACAGCUAUAUGGUAAGAAAAAUCAAAGUGGUCGGCGCCUGCUGCCUGGCCUGCGCCCUGACAUGUGUUCUGGUCACCAUCACGACCACAUACAUACAUAUGAACAAACUACAGAAGUUGCAACACUGCGAAUACACUAAGAAGGCGAGAGCUUGUACCUGCUUCUCUACACGGCCAGACACAGUUCACGUCGGCAAGGAAGAUGAACUCCGUUGCGUGUUCGAAGGCGUGUCAAGUUGCGAGGUGGUGCGCGGCGCGUUGCUCAUAUGUCUCCGCGGUGUGUUCGGUCUGUCCGUGUGUGCGGUGCUCGUGUGCAUGUUUAGCUCCAUGCUCGCUUAUCAAUUAUUACGACAUGAACGCAAGAAGAUGUACUGGGAGCAGCUGGAGCUCCGUUGCCGUUCGUUGUAUCGCCCACCUACAGGCCAACAGCCACAGCCUAGGGCCGUCCAGCCAAGUUGCAGCUGCUGCGCUCAGUGCCACCCCACGCAGCCCGCCUGGGACAUUAGCCUGCAGCACAGGUUCUGGGCGCCUGGUCGCAUAGGAAACCUGUACUCACCAAACCCUGGUACCGUGAGGAAGACCUCAGCUUGGAGUUGGUUCCCGUGGCCCAGGAGCAACAGCCAAAACUCUCGUUGCCGUAUGGGCGUUCCACAAUCCGGAGACAGCGCCUACGGCUUCUGCGAGACGGAAACCCCAACCAACCCCCAAGGCUUCGAAGAACGCUUCCCGGCUAACUUCCAGACCUUCCAGAGGAACCAGGCUGGUUUUCAAAGCUCUGGGACUUUCCAGAACUAUCCAGCUCAAAUACAACAGGCAUAUCAAGGACAAUAUCAGGUGGAAGGAUUCGGGGAAGCCAGCUUCGACGCUCAGACAGGAGUGUGGGGCCCGCCGCCGCCGUACAGCCCCCAGGGGCGGAGCGGCAGUCGCCACCACCUCCACCAAGACCCAGCAGCGGCCACCCUUCUCCACCAUCACCACAUCGACCACCGCAACUCGACCCACGAACACACCAUGCCACACACCUGCCGGAACUCGUACAUGCUGCAGAACCCGGAUAUCCGGACCGACAUGAGAGAGCGACCUAACGACCCCAGGAUAGCUAAUGAGCUCGUCAGAAUGAAUCCGGACAUAGCAAGGAUCAAUCCGGACAUGAUCCGGAUAAAUCCGGAUAUGGCGAGAAUUAAUCCGGAAAUCAUCAGAAACCAAGAAAUAGCUAGGAUUAAUCCGGAACUCAUUAGAAAUCAAGAAGUUAGGAUGAAUCCUAUAAAUCCGGAUAUUAGGAUGAAUCCGGAUAUGGUGUUGAAUCCGGAUUUGAGGGAGAUGCAUUUGGCUCAGAUAUAUCCGCCGGAGGAGUUGGCUAGGCUGCAAGAGAUGCAUAUACCCGAUGGGAGGUUCAAUACUUUGAGAGGACAUUUGGUGCCGUAUCCGUGUCAGAGGUCGUUAGGUAUGAGUGCGGGUAACCUGCACAGAGACUGUCGUAUGGACGACAACGUCGCCAUUGAGUGCUUACAUCAGAAGAGCGCCAGCAAAGUUUCAGAUCAAAGCAGCGACUCGUGCCCACCGAACCCUAAGCAAGGGAAAGAGAACUUAGGCUUCCAGAACGAUAAGCAUUCCCCCAUUCGGUCUUCUAUUCAAGACUGUCAUCGCGGUAACCAGAAUGCUGAAUCUGAGGUCUAUUUCGCCGACGUGUCUAGCUGCUGUAAUGUUUCUGUAAAGGCGGAUUGCUGCAUGAACCCUAACGUAUCAGCCCUCGUCGGCACCAUCGAAAACCACCCUGAGUCCACCUCCGAGUCAGACACAGGCUCCUUUACCCUAACGCGACAGCAGCGCCCCCAACCGCAGGUCGGCUCCAAACGUCGUCCGAGGCAAGAAAAACACGCAAAACAGGCAAGAGAGAACAAUUCUCUGAGACUGACAGAACAGCAGAUAGAACAACUCAAUAACUCCAUGAGAUUGAUGAACGAUUCUAGAGUCGGCGAAAGAAUGAACGAUUCUAGAAUCAGCGGAAUUAAUGAUUCUAGAUUGAGCGAGAGAAUAAAUGAGUCUAGAAUUAAUGAUUCUAGGUUAAGCGAACGAUUGAAUGAGUCUAGAAUUAAUGAUUCUAGAAUAAGCGGUAGCGCCAAUGAUUCUAGGAUAAGCGGUGCUUUGGAGUCUAGGAUCAGUGAUAGAAUGAACGAGACGCGUUUAAGCGAGCGCUUAAACGAUUCUAGAUUAAGCGACAGGCUUAACGAGACUAGGUUAAGCGAGCGUGGGAUAAGCGAUAGAAUGGAACGCGAGCGGGAUUCUAGAAUGAGCGACACUAGAAUGAGCGGUCGUAACGAUUCUAGGGAUCGCUUGAGCGAUUCUAGAAUCGAACGAGACGAAGGCAGUCCUAAAAUGCGUCAGCUCAGAAUACCAAGAUUUAGCCCUAAAUCUAACCAUCCAAGACAAUUAAGUUCAGAGUCAAAUAAAGCUGAAUUCUUCGCGCCUCCACCCCCAAAUCAACCUUUAUCACCUACAGCAGAAAAGCCAUUAUUGAAUGAGGAAAAUCAGGUAUAUUCGAACGAGGCUGAGACAGCGUGUCUCGGUCCUGACUCGCAAUAUGAAAGUGUUAGGGAGGAGAAAGAUGAAAUCAAAGUACAUCAUCACAGACAUUGCUAUAGUGAUACUAAUACUAUGGACUCGGGGUGGCAGAGUGGCUCCGAGAAACAGGUCACUGACUAGAAUAAAUGCCACAAAGAUUGCCAAGUGGA